Scylla paramamosain (green mud crab) is the source of this 3738-nucleotide messenger RNA. RefSeq names its product 4-hydroxybutyrate coenzyme A transferase-like. The record is from RefSeq and is a predicted model, not a curated record. The transcript is spliced from 9 exons. Gene Ontology annotation, cellular component: mitochondrion. Lineage: Eukaryota; Metazoa; Arthropoda; Malacostraca; Decapoda; Portunidae. The coding region runs from base 152 to 1540 and encodes 462 amino acids. Gene Ontology annotation, molecular function: acetate CoA-transferase activity. Gene Ontology annotation, biological process: acetate metabolic process.
GCUCAGAGGAGGACAGUCAGUCAGUGUGUAGGUAACCGCCGUGUAAGCAGGACGUGUGUGCCGGGGGUUCAGCGGCUCACAGCACACACACACAUUCACAAACACACACUCACAGUCACUCACACGGUCACAGUUUGAGACAGAAGGGAUAAUGGCGAGGUGGCUGCCGAGGCUUAAGUCUGGCGUAAGAAAUUAUUAUUCUUAUUCCUCCGAGCCUUUCCACCCUCUCAAAAGGGCGCCGGCGUGGAAGUCGGCAGAUGAAGCUGUGUCGGUCAUUAAGUCAGGAGAUGUAGUGUUCAUCCACGGAGCGGCCGCCACGCCCCUCAAGCUGGUGGAGGCCAUGACGGAACACGGCAAAAGGGCGGCACUCAAAGAUGUCUCAGUCUGCCACAUACACACGGAGGGGCCCGCACACUACACCGACCCGUCAUGCGAAGGUAUCUUUCGCAGCAACUCUUUCUUCAUCGGGUCAAACUGCCGGCGAGCCAUCAAUGACGGGCGGGCAGACUAUGUGCCCAUCUUCCUCUCAGAGAUCCCGUUACUCUUCCACAAGAACAUCAUCAACAUAGACGUGGCGCUCGUGCAGGUUUCCCCGCCAGACAAGCACGGGUUCUGCUCUCUCGGGACAAGUGUAGAUUGCGCAAGAGCGGCGGUGCAGAAUGCCAAGUACAUUAUAGGCCAAGUCAACCCGUGCAUGCCCCGGACAUUUGGUGACGGAGUGAUUCACAAGAGCCACUUUGAUGCCAUGGUGGACGGCCUGGACAACCUGCCCGAGCACUGCCCCAAGGAACGCUCAGACGUGGAGAAUGAGAUCGGCAGACUUAUCGCAGAGGAGCUGGUGGACAACGGCGCUACGCUACAGAUGGGUAUCGGAAACAUCCCUGACGCAGUGCUGGCCUCGCUCAAGGGACACAAGGAUCUGGGCGUGCACUCGGAGAUGUUCAGUGACGGCGUGGUGGACCUGGUGGAGGCGGGCUGCGUCACCAACACACACAAGUUCUAUCACCCGGGCAAGAUCACUGGAAGUUUCCUGGUCGGCACAAGGAGACUGUUUGAUUUCGUCGAUAAUAAUCCUUUUGUGGUGAUGUGUGAUGUCUCCUUCGUCAACAACAUCCCAGUCAUAGCCAAGAACCCUCGCAUGACAGCCAUCAACUCCUGCAUCGAGGUGGACUUGACUGGCCAGGUCGUCUCUGAUUCCAUCGGCACCAGGAUGUACUCUGGUGUGGGCGGCCAGGUGGACUUCAUAAGGGGCGCUGCAGUGGGGCGGGACGGGCUGGGCAAACCAAUCCUAGCCAUGCCUUCCACCACAAGCAGGGGAGAGUCGAAGAUUGUUCCUUUCCUUAAGCAGGGCGGCGGCGUGGUCACAACAAGGGCUCACGUGCACUACCUGGUCACGGAGUGGGGCAUUGCAUAUCUCUUCGGCAAGAACCUGCGUCAGCGCGCUUACCACCUCAUCAAGAUUGCCCACCCCGACCACCGCGAGGCUCUGAGGAAGGCGUCGUUUGAGAGGCUGAAAUGCAUGCCCUCCCCUGACCCGUAGAGAGGGAAAAGGUGACGGUGUGUGACGGAGAGGAGGAGGGAAAAGGUUGUGAUGCAUGAUAGAUAGAUAGAGGGGGGAGGGAGAGGGGCUGUUGUGUGUGUGUGUGUGUGUGUGUGUGUGUGUGUGUGUGUGUAGAAGAAUAAGUGAUGGUGUGAUGUAUGACUGAAGAGAGAGAGAGAGAGAGAGAGAGAGAGAGAGAGAGAGAGAGAGAGAGAGAGAGAGAGAGAUUGGGAGGUGUGGAGAAAGGAAUGAGUGAAUGGGUGAGUGGGUGGAACAAGUAGAGAGAGAGAGAGAGAGAGAGAGAGGAGGAGAGAGAGAGUAGUAGUUGUUAUUGAGAGAAUAAAUGAACGAGGGAUAAGGAAAGAGAUAAGUUCUGAGAGAGAGAGAGAGAGAGAGAGAGAGAGAGAGAGAGAGAGAGAGAGAGAGAGUUAUAAUAUCAGUGAGAACAGUAUUGCCAGCAGCUAGUCAUAUAUUUAUUAGCCAACGUAUGUCGAUGUGUUUCUGACGUCAUAAUAAUCUUCAUGGAAACCUACUAUAAAUAUUUCUGCCAAAGAUACAAGCAUGAAUAUUUUUGUAGAGAUAAUAUGUAUAAAGAAGCCAAAUAUUCUUAAGACGGAUAGGUAAAAACAUACAUAACACCUAUUAUUAUUAUUAUUAUUAUUAUUAUUAUUAUUAUUAUUAUUAUUAUUAUCAUUAUUUUUAUUUUAUUCAUUUUUUUUAUGGAGAAGAGGAAGUUCAACAUUAUUUUAUUUUAUUUUUUUUAAGUUUAUCAUUUUCCCUCUUUAUUUACGUUUCAUGAACCAGCUUUAACACACACACCCACUCACACACAUACACACACACACACAUUACACACACACAUUACAGUACCACCAAACAGGAUAAUCAAAUAUAUAUACUACCAUACCACUACCUAACCUAUGUACUACCAAACUAAAUGCACGUAGAUCUAGCCACACCACGCCGCACGCUGCCUUAUACUCUUCAUAGGCUCAUCUGCUGAACCCUUCCCUUGUACGACUAGAUUAUUUAUGUUGUGUAAGUCUUUUGGUGGAGAGUCUGUGAUUAGGAAGAGUUCUGGAAAUAUUUUGCUUUUGAUUUACAUAAACAAGACUAGAUCACUGUUUCAUCUUUUGCCAGUUGGUCAUUCACGUACAUAAAUUGCUGUUACUCCACGCCAGGCUGAUCUCCUCCUCGUAGCUUCCUGCCUGCCGUCGACCGCACGAUAGCUGUUGCCUCAUACGAGUGAUUAGAAUCGGUUUGACUGGGCAGGAAUGACACAACAGCCACUGGAAGGUCUGAAAUAUACUCCAUCGUUCACUUGUUUUGUUGUUACUGCCAUGGGAUCUUUCGUAAUUUUAUUGUCAACUUGCACAUAACAUUUCACUAGACGACAGUAACGGAGUAGAAAUAGAAUAACAAUCCCACUGAAAGGUUUAAAAUAUCCCCUCAUUUGCUCGUUUUGCUGUCACGGGCACAAUUUCUUUCAUAUUAAUUAUAAACAUGCACAAUAACAUUUCACAAGCACCGAAUGACAAACACUGAAGAUGAACAAAACAAAAGCUACCGAAAGUUUUCACAUACUAGACGAGAAUACCUAUAAAAAACCCCUUCAGAAACUCUAUACUAUCAUUCACUAAUAAACUAACACAUAUCUUUUGAAACUGCACUCUAGAUCUACACCACAGCAUUUCUUUUUGAGCUUAAGAGAAAGACACGGCAGGCAGAGAGUCAGAGGGAGGCUGUCUCGUUCCUUUGUGUUUAUAAGAAUACUGAGGAGACUGGAGAGGGUUGGGUGGUGGGGGGGGGGAUGGAAUUGGUUGGUACCCUGGCCCCUUACUCUGUCCUUAUUGGUAGUCCUCGUUUACAACACCCACGGAACGCGGUGGUGGUAGUAAUUGAUGAUGAUAAAGGUGAUGAUGAUGAUGAUGAUGAUGGUGAUGAUGAUGAUGCGUAGUUGGAUGAGAUAUUGCGUUAUUUGUGUUACUAAUGCUUUGUUCCUGAUUAUUAGUCUUGAUGUUGCUUGUGUUGUUGUUGUUGGUGGUGUUGUUGUUGUUGCGAUGAUGAGAUUUAAUGUUAUAUAUUUUCCAUGUGAUAUUAUUAUGAUUUUUUUUUUCUUUAUUCAUUCAUUCUUUUUUCUUGAUUUUUUUUUUUCUGAUAUGUAACUAUAUAAUGAAAUAAAGGAUAUGUAUUUUGAA